AUGACUGAGAUCGGGAACGCAUGUCUGGCCUGUCUGUCGGCUGUCGACCGCUGGUGCCAUAUCAGCGAUUGUUUGGCACCCUUCAGAGGCCGUUCAAGGGAAGGCAUCUAUGAGACGACCUUGGCCGAUAGUGAGCGGGAGGCUGUAGCAGACCUGCUUCAAUACCUCGAGAACCGUGCCGAAACCGAUUUCUUCUCCGGGGAGCCUCUUCGAGCGCUGAGCACGCUCGUCUACUCCGACAAUGUCGAUCUACAACGGAGCGCCAGCUUGACCUUUGCAGAGAUCACAGAACGAGAUGUGCGAGAAGUGGGCCGAGAAACCCUCGAACCCAUCCUGUCUUUGCUUCAGAGCCCGGAUAUCGAGGUGCAGCGGGCAGCCAGUGCUGCCCUAGGGAACCUUGCCGUCAACUCGGAGAACAAGGUCCUGAUUGUAGCCCUCGGUGGUCUCACCCCGCUGAUCCGACAGAUGAUGUCCCCCAACGUCGAGGUGCAGUGCAAUGCCGUCGGCUGCAUUACGAACUUGGCAACACACGAAGACAACAAGUCCAAGAUUGCCCGGUCGGGUGCUCUGGGCCCGUUGACACGGCUCGCAAAGUCCAAGGAUAUGCGUGUCCAACGUAACGCAACGGGGGCUCUCUUGAACAUGACUCACUCUGGUACGCCAGGCUCCUGCCGUAUCCCCCCCCCCC
Messenger RNA from Rasamsonia emersonii CBS 393.64, 688 nucleotides. Its product is annotated as Vacuolar protein 8. Gene Ontology annotation, biological process: vacuole inheritance; nucleus-vacuole junction assembly. Lineage: Eukaryota; Fungi; Ascomycota; Eurotiomycetes; Eurotiales; Trichocomaceae. Gene Ontology annotation, cellular component: fungal-type vacuole membrane. The record is from RefSeq and is a predicted model, not a curated record. Gene Ontology annotation, molecular function: protein binding; protein-membrane adaptor activity. The annotation marks the transcript as partial. The transcript is spliced from 4 exons.